AGAGUAUAAAGCGAGGAGCUGACAGGGUGCUGGGAACACUCUGCUUCCAGGACUGGAUCAUGGGCUUUACUGCGUGGCUGUGUUUGCUCUGCCUGCAGGCGAGCCUGCUGUCUCAUGCGCUCGACUGCUCAGGAGGAAGUCGGGCCGACUUGUGCAUCAACACACAGACGGCGGACGAGCAGACUGGCGAUGAGAGGCUGCAGAGGUCACUACCUGCAAAUGAUGAAGAGAUUUUGCUCAGGCGUAAGAGACAUUCGGAGCGCAGAGGCCACGCCCACCUAAGUCACCCCGGCCUCCCGGGGGCCGUCCAUGUAAAAGGCUUUCCAAACGCUCUCAUCCAGGCUGACAGGUCCAGGCGACACUUGGCUCAAGCGGCAAACAAGAAGAAGAGCAAGCGUAAAUCCCGCGUGGGCUCCUUUUCCCUCCUUAGCAAUGAUAAGAAAUCUAACCCCCUACAGGUGAUCAGAGCCAGAAGACAGGUGAAGAACGAGACGUCCAAAUGGGGCAAGUCCGGUCGAUCUGGGUCUCUCUCUGUCCUGGGAGAUCCGCACCAUGACAGACAACAAAAAGAAGCGUAAAGGAAACAGUCGUGCCCGGAUUUCACCAGAUAGACACCAGUCUCCGUGUGUGUCUGACAUUGUAAAGGUUUUAAUAUGUAUGUGCCAGCAUGUUAUGGAAACCAAAAUGGCAUUUGUUAUUGCUGUAUUUUAUCAGAUAUUGAGGGGUAUAUUUUUGCAGAAAUGUUUCUUAUUGUAUGAUUUCAAUAAAAGUUUAGG
Dunckerocampus dactyliophorus (ringed pipefish) is the source of this 776-nucleotide messenger RNA. RefSeq lists its product as uncharacterized. Bases 60 to 578 code for a protein of 172 amino acids. The record is from RefSeq and is a predicted model, not a curated record. Lineage: Eukaryota; Metazoa; Chordata; Actinopteri; Syngnathiformes; Syngnathidae. The transcript has 6 exons.